Messenger RNA from Dictyostelium discoideum AX4, 1215 nucleotides. RefSeq names its product methionine aminopeptidase (gene map1d). The record is from RefSeq and is a predicted model, not a curated record. Bases 1 to 1215 code for a protein of 404 amino acids. NCBI's taxonomy places the organism in Eukaryota, Evosea, Eumycetozoa, Dictyosteliales, Dictyosteliaceae. The transcript is spliced from 2 exons.
AUGAAUAAAAUUUUAAAGAAUAUUAUUAAUAAAUCAUCAAUCAAUAAUGUUUUUAAAACAUCAUUUAAUGGUGGAAUUUCAUCAUCAUCCUCAUCCUCAUCAUCUUAUUUAAAUAAUAAUAAUAAUAUAAUAAAAUCAUAUAAUGUACAACAAAAACAACAACAAAGAUAUUAUUCUUCAUUUGAAGAUGAUUUAUCACCAAAAAAAUUAAAAGAAAAGAUUUUAGAAAAUGAAACAGAAGAGAUUAGAGAUUUUGUAAGAUCACAAAGAUUAACAAAGAAAACAGCAUCACCAUUGGAAGGAAUGAAUAGAAAAGAAAGAAGAAAAAUGACAACCAAACUUUAUAGAAAUCCAGAUAAUUUAAUUAGAGGCGGAAUAGUUUCACCUCAACCAUUAAUUCCAGCACAUAUUAAAAAACCAAAAUAUGUUUUAGGUGAACCAGUUAUAGAUUUUGAAAUAGAUGAUCCAAUUGAAAUUCAUACAGCAGAAAGUAUUGAACAUAUGAGAGUAGUUGGUAAAAUGGCAAAAGAAGUUUUAGAAUAUGCUGGUACAUUAGUCAGACCAGGUAUUACAACUGAUGAAAUCGAUAAAUUAGUUCAUCAAAAUAUUAUAGACCGUGGUGCCUAUCCAUCACCAUUAGGAUAUAAAGGUUUUCCAAAAUCAAUUUGCACUUCAAUAAAUGAAGUAUUAUGUCAUGGUAUUCCUGAUGAUAGACCUUUGGAAUUUGGUGAUAUUGUAAAAAUUGAUGUAACCCUCUAUUAUAAUGGUUAUCAUGGUGAUACUUGUGCAACUUUUCCAGUAGGUGAAAUUGAUUCUUCUUCAAAACGUUUAAUUGAAGCUACAGAAAAAGCAUUAUAUGCUGCAAUUGGUGAAGUUAAAGAUGGUGCUUUAUUUAAUAAAAUUGGUAAAAAGAUUCAAUUAGUUGCAAAUAAAUAUUCAUUAAGUGUAACACCAGAAUUUACAGGACAUGGUAUAGGUCAACUUUUCCAUACAGCACCUUUUGUAUUCCAAUGUGCAAAUGAAUUUGAUUCAGUUAUGAAAGAAGGUAUGAUUUUUACUAUUGAACCAGUUUUAGUUGAAUCAACAUCUCCAUAUGCAGAAUGGAAAAUGUGGGAUGAUAAAUGGACAGUUUCCUCAAGAGAAGGUGGUUGGUCUGCUCAAUUUGAACAUACAAUUUUAGUAACAAAAGAUGGUUAUGAAAUUUUAACAAAAUAA